CUCCGCCUUCCCCAGUUCAGACCCUCCGAUUCCUCCUGGGGGGCCGGGAGCCUCCGCGUCCUUCUCGCCUCUCUUUGGGGGCGCUUGUGGGGCGGCAUCCAUGGCUUUGGCUGGGCUCCCCCUGGUGCUGCUGGUGGGGGCGCUGGGCUGGAUCCACGGAAGAGAAGGGGGGAAGGAGACCCCCGUCCAUUUCCUGUACCAGGAGAAGUCCGAGUGCCGCUUCCUCAACGGGACGCAGCGGGUGCGGUUCCUGGAUCUGUACUUCUACGACCGGCAGGAGAUUCUGCGCUUCGACAGCGACCUCGGAAGAUACGUGGCCGUCACGGCGUUGGGGGAGGCGCAGGCGGACUAUUGGAACAGCGAUAAGCACUGGAUGCAGGAAGAGAAAGCCGCUGUGGAUUUCUUCUGCCGACGCAACUACGGGGUGUUCAACUACGAGGCGGCCAAGAGGGAGGAGCGAAUGAUCCGCCGGAGAA
Molecule: messenger RNA, 476 nt
Organism: Notechis scutatus (mainland tiger snake)
Lineage: Eukaryota; Metazoa; Chordata; Lepidosauria; Squamata; Elapidae
Source: RefSeq, a predicted model, not a curated record